Molecule: messenger RNA, 1494 nt
Organism: Ipomoea nil (Japanese morning glory)
Lineage: Eukaryota; Viridiplantae; Streptophyta; Magnoliopsida; Solanales; Convolvulaceae
Product: probable glycosyltransferase At5g03795
Exons: 3
Coding region: 25-1473 (482 amino acids)
Molecular function (GO): glycosyltransferase activity
Source: RefSeq, a predicted model, not a curated record
ACAGCUCUGCCGGCUACCGCUUGUAUGAAUAUUUUGGAGUGUGGACUAACCGGUAGGCGGCAGCAAGAAAGCUCUUCAAUGGUGACUCAAGUGUUGAUAAUGCUCAACAUCCUCACUCCUCGCCGCGAUUCCUAUUCGCCCAGAGCAUUUCUCUUCUUCUUCUUGCCCACCACCUUAGCUCUCCUCACCUCUCUCUUCGUUCUCAUCUACAUCUCCUUCACCUCUUCUUUCUUCUUCGCUCCUCCCCACCAUUUCUCCCACUUUUCUAAUGCUAAUGGACCCUCUUUACAGCUACUCUCCGAUUCUCCUAACCAUUCCGUUCCUGAGUCUCCAAUUGCUGAUGCUAAAGAGAGAGUUGCUGAUGAUCAGAUUAUUGAGAGAUCAAUUCAGGGGGCACUGAGAUUUUUCUCCAAUUCGAAUGGAAGCUCUGUGAAUGACAAUGAGGUGUUCUAUGAUAGAGAUAUCUUUAUGGAGAACUAUAAGGAAAUGAAUAGGAGCUUGAAGAUUUAUGUUUAUCCUCACCAGCAAGAUGAACCCUUUGCCAAUGUGCUCUUGCCAGUUGAUUUUGAGCCAGGGGGAAACUAUGCUAGUGAAAGUUACUUCAAGAAAGUGCUUAUGAAAAGCCAUUUCGUAACAAAAGACCCUCUCGCUGCGGAUCUCUUCUUUCUUCCUUUUUCAGUUGCUCGUUUGCGGCAUGACCCCAGAGUGGGGGUCAAUGGAAUUCAAGACUUCACGAGAAGCUAUAUAUCCAACAUUAGUCGUGAGUACCCUUACUGGAAUAGAUCUGGUGGGUCCGAUCAUUUUUAUGUUGCUUGCCAUUCCAUCGGUCGUUCUGCCAUGGAGAAGGCAGCUGAAAUUAGAAUUAACGCCAUCCAAGUUGUCUGCUCGUCGAGUUAUUACCUCUCAGCUUAUGUUCCACAUAAAGAUGCAUCCUUACCACAGAUUUGGCCAAGGCAAGAAAGGAAUCUGGAUCCGACGCUAUAUAAAAGGAACAAGCUGGCAUUUUUCUCGGGAUCAAACAAUUCUCCAGUACGCGAAAGGCUUCUGCAGUGUUGGGGAAAUGAUUCUCAGAUCUCUGUGCACUUCGGUCGGCUUGACAGAAGAACUUAUGCCGACGAACUUUUGGGUAGCAAAUUCUGCCUGCACGUCAAAGGAUUCGAAAUAAACACAGCUCGGAUUGGUGAUGCGCUGUAUUAUGGAUGUGUCCCUGUUAUCAUCGCCAAUCAUUACGAUCUUCCAUUUGCAGACAUAUUAAACUGGAAAAGCUUCUCAAUUGUUGUUGCUACAUUGGAUAUCCCUCUGUUGAAGAAAAUCCUUGUAGGUAUAAGUGAUGAUAGAUAUACAAAACUGCAAAGCAAUGUGAUGAAGGUGAGAAAACACUUUCAAUGGCAGAUUUUCCCUGUGGAUUAUGAUGCAUUUUAUAUGGUCAUGUAUGAAUUAUGGUUGAGACGAAGUUCUGUGAGGCUGCAAUAGAUUAUAGAUGUUAUACUCCAU